Molecule: messenger RNA, 1668 nt
Organism: Rattus rattus (black rat)
Lineage: Eukaryota; Metazoa; Chordata; Mammalia; Rodentia; Muridae
Gene: Tslig1
Product: zinc finger and BTB domain containing 8 opposite strand
Exons: 7
Coding region: 332-835 (167 amino acids)
Biological process (GO): tRNA splicing, via endonucleolytic cleavage and ligation
Cellular component (GO): tRNA-splicing ligase complex
Source: RefSeq, a predicted model, not a curated record
UCCGGGUCUGGUUAGCAACCCCGAAGGCCAGACGAGGAGAAAACGCAUCACUGUCUAGACUUACAGGUGCCUAAUUUAGCUUACUCCCUCAGCUUUGAGAAAACUAGUCGCAGUGAGUGUGGAAAUAGGGUGCCGCUCUCUAAAACAUGCUAUAAAAGCGGGAGGACCUAGACUGGAAGUCGCAAGCGGCAAUAUCCUUCCGCGAGCUCCCAGAAUGGAGUCCUGGUCCUUUUAGACCAGCUGCCAAGGGGUGGGGUGUAGAGCGGAAGUUAUGGCGCAGGGCCGAAGUCUGGCUGAUGAAGGGCGGAAGUAGAGUUCCAAAUCUGCAAUCAUGGCUCAAGAAGAGGAAGAUGUUAGAGAUUACAAUUUGACGGAGGAGCAGAAGGCGAUCAAGGACAAGUAUCCUCCAGUCAAUCGAAAGUAUGAAUAUUUGGAUCAUACGGCUGAUGUCCAGUUACAUGCAUGGGGAGACACCCUGGAGGAAGCAUUUGAACAAUGCGCCAUGGCCAUGUUUGGUUACAUGACAGACACUGGGACUGUGGAGCCCCUCCAAACAGUGGAAGUGGAAACCCAAGGAGACGACUUGCAGUCUCUGCUGUUUCACUUUUUGGACGAGUGGCUUUACAGGUUCAGUGCCGAUGAAUACUUCAUACCCCGGGAAGUGAAAGUACUUAAUAUUGACCAAAAAAAUUUCAAGUUACGAUCCAUUGGGUGGGGAGAAGAAUUUUCACUGUCUAAGCACCCUCAGGGAACUGAGGUCAAAGCAAUAACAUACUCAGCAAUGCAAGUCUACAAUGAAGAGAAGCCAGAAGUGUUUGUGAUCAUCGACAUUUAAGAUACCAAAAAAAAGGAAAGACUCUUGUGAAGAACUGAUUCGUUUUCUUCCUUUUGAGAGGAUAUGAUGAUUCAUUUUCUAUAGUGUCUUUGCUAAAUGAAAAUACAGAACUGGGAAUUUAAAGGGUGAUUUUCGGAAAUGGAAAACCAGUGUGUAGCCUUGGUCUGUGAUUCCUAGAGGAUGUAUUCUUCGGUUCUGAGGAGCAGUCUUGCACUUGGUCCAUGAGCAAUAGCCGCGGCCGCCUUAAAUCCUCCGCUGCAAUGCAAGCGCUCCAGUGUGGUCUCUCUGAAGGGACUGCCCGCGGGUGUAAGCAACCCUGUGCCUAUGAUCUCAACACUCAGGAUCCUGAGUUCAAGGCCAUCUUUGGCUGUAGAAUGAGUUCAGAGCUAGCCUGGGCAACUGAACAUGGUCCUGUCUCCAAAAAGUCAACUGGAGAGCAAAGAGCAUGCUCACCACGUGGGCUGAGGUCAUGGCUUAUGUUGCUAGGGGACAGAGCCAUCCUCCGCUCUAGCUGGUUCUGAGCAGAGCCCUCUAGAAGACUUAGAAGACUCCUGAUUUUUUCUCUCUUCUUUUUAAGGAGCAAUGAUACUUAAUAUUUUCUUAGAAUAAAUAUCUGACAUUGUGCCUUACAUAUAGACCUUUCUGACAUGUAAUUUUAUUUUGCUUUUUUGUUUGUUUGUUUGUUUUUCAAGAUAAAGUUUCUCUCAGUAUAACAGAGCCCUGGCUUUCCUGGACUCAAUUUGUAGACCAGGCUGGCCUUGAACUCAUAGUGCCUUCCUCUUCCUUCUGAGUACUAGGAUUAUUAAAGGUGUGCCCAGCACGAUGUGGUUUUA